AUAUGUGAUAACCAGCUGAAAAUAAACACUUAGAGAGACACGCAGAAGCAGACAGUCGACUCCUCUGUUAACCUCAACAGACCUUGUGACAAUGGCUACGGGUAUGGGAGAAUGGAGUGAGACAAUGGACACCACUGAGGAAACUCAGAAGAUUUGUGAUCAGGUGAAGGACCAAGUGGAGAAACAGACAGGUGAGAACUAUGGGGUAUACACAGCAGUGAAAUACAGGAAUCUGCAUCUGAUUGGAGGAAAACACUACCUCAUCAAGGUUCAUGUUGGAGGAGAGGACUAUGCUCAUCUGAUGGUCGUCCAAGUAACUGGGACGCAGUUCCCAACUCCUCCAUCACUGCGUGGUGUAGAGCAGCACAGAACCAAAGACGACCCCCUCGUACCUUUCACCAACUGAUCACACAACCUGUUUCAGCAGUUAAACACUUACAGGCUGCAGUCUCAUGUUAAAAUGCUCUGCUUCUUUAUUCUGGAAUGACCUGACACUGAUUUUAAAUGUAUUAACACACAGAGAUAAAGAUAUUAGAUGUUGGGACGCAGCAGGUAAAUGCACUGCCUUCUAAAGAAAUAAUAACGAUUAAACAUAAA
Epinephelus moara (kelp grouper) is the source of this 597-nucleotide messenger RNA. RefSeq names its product cystatin-A5-like. The transcript is spliced from 3 exons. Lineage: Eukaryota; Metazoa; Chordata; Actinopteri; Perciformes; Serranidae. Gene Ontology annotation, cellular component: cytosol. Gene Ontology annotation, molecular function: cysteine-type endopeptidase inhibitor activity. The coding region runs from base 92 to 406 and encodes 104 amino acids. The record is from RefSeq and is a predicted model, not a curated record.